CCUGCUGUGGAGCUGCUACCUGCUGCAGUGACACAUUUAAGUGUGAGGAGACACACUGCCUCGGGCUCAGGGAAGCACUGUGGAGUUGGAAAUAUUUGAUGUUGGGAAAUAUUGGGUUUUUGCACACCUUGGAGCAGCUCAGUGUCUGGUGACGUGAUGGAACCAGGACUGAGUCUGAUACUGACCUCCACCCUGGGCGGCAUCCUGCUGGUGGCCGUGGUGAUAGUCAUGUGCUACUUCACCUGCAGACUGGCCGGUUCACUGCCUCUGGGCGGACCUGGUAGAUUCUGAGGCUGAACAACAUCAUGGAACGAGCUUUACAGAUGGCGAGGAGGUGCUAUGGAACGUGACUUGAAUCGGAUACUUAGAAGGCUGUCAGACGACUGCAGACAUCUUCUUAAAGUGGUAUGUUAUGGCUGUCUAGGACGACACAUCAGCCACACAGAGACAACAACAUGAAGGUGUCAGCCCUGCUCAUCAUCUGCUUAUGUCUGAUCUUGGGGACCUUGGGGAAGCCACAAUUCCCAGAGCAAGAAAAGGACCCAAAGUUCUGGAACACCUUUGCUCAGCGGACACUGAAGAACGCUCUGACACUGCAAAACCUUAAUAGAAACAAAGCAAAGAAUCUCAUCCUCUUCCUUGGAGAUGGAAUGGGCGUUCCCACAGUGACGGCUGCUCGAAUACUGAAGGGUCAGCUGAAUGGAGAGGGUGGAGAAGAGACGGUGCUGGAGAUGGACAAGUUCCCUUUUGUGUCGUUGGCUAAGACGUAUAACACUAAUGCACAGGUGCCCGACAGCGCCGGUACCGCCACGGCUUAUCUGUGUGGGGUCAAAGCCAACGAGGGCACGGUGGGGGUGAGUGCAGCUGCCGUCCGGUCCCAGUGUAACACCACAAAGGGCAACGAGGUCACCUCCAUCCUCAGAUGGGCCAAGGAUGCAGGCAAGUCGGUAGGAAUAGUAACAACAACACGUGUGAACCACGCCACUCCCAGUGCCGCUUAUGCUCACAGUGUGGACAGAGACUGGUACUCCGAUAAUGAGAUGCCAGCCGAAGCUCUGCAGGACGGCUGCAGGGAUAUCGCACGACAACUCUUUGAAAACAUCCCCAACAUUGAUGUGAUUAUGGGUGGAGGACGAAAAUACAUGUUCCCCAAAAAUGUGUCAGAUGUAGAGUACCCCAACGUAGCAAAACACAGCGGAACACGCAAAGACGGAAGAAACCUGGUGCAGGAAUGGCGUGACAGAAUGGAGACACAAAAAGGCCAUUAUGUAUGGAACAAGAAGCAGCUCUUAUCACUGAACCCUAACAACGUGGAUUACCUAUUGGGUCUCUUUGAACCUGGGGAUUUGACGUAUGAUUUGGAGAGGAACACCGACACUGAUCCUUCACUGACAGAGAUGGUGGAGGUGGCUAUCAAGAUCCUGAGGAAGAACCCCAGUGGGUUUUACCUGCUGGUGGAAGGAGGUCGUAUUGACCACGGACACCAUGAAGGCAAAGCCAAGCAGGCUUUACAUGAAGCUGUGGAAAUGGACCGGGCCAUCGGCAGAGCAGACCUCAUGACCAGCACCCACGAUACGAUGACCGUAGUCACUGCUGACCACUCGCACAUGUUCAACUUCGGAGGUUACACACCCAGAGGAAACAUAAUUUUCGGUCUGGCCCCGAUGCUGAGUGAUGUUGAUCAAAAGCCCUUCACCUCCAUCUUAUAUGGGAAUGGACCAGGAUACAAAACCAUAAACGGUGUUAGAGAGAACGUCUCCACUAUUGAUUACCAGGACAAUAACUACCAGGCCCAGGCGGCUGUCCCUCUGAACACGGAGACCCACGGGGGAGAGGACGUGGCGGUGUUUGCCAAAGGGCCCCUGGCUCACCUACUGCACGGGGUCCACGAGCAGAACUAUCCCCACGUAAUGGCAUAUGCAGCCUGCAUCGGCCAAAACAGGGAACACUGUUUGUCAAAAAGCGGGACCGCCGGUUUACAUCCCGUCCUCUCCAGUAUUUUAGCCCUUCUCACAGUCACUCAACUGAUCUGCUGACCUUCCUCCUUCACCCUCCUCUUCCUCCAGUAAUCUUGUUCACACCCCUGUUUUAUCCACUCGUACAUUUAAACACUUUAAUUUUUUUUUUUUUUCUAAUUUCUUAAAAUGUUAUACUAUUUGUGAUGGGAUAAUGGGCAAGGGCACUUUAAUGUCUUAAAAUUAAUCAAUAAAAAGCUACUAUUUUCAUUCUUUUCACGUAGACACCUCACACAGUUUGUAAAAAGGUAGUGAAAUGAUUGGUCUCCCCAGAUACACUGUUAAGAGGAAGUAAAACGUGGUGUUACUGAGGUCACCGCAUUCUAUGUCUAUUGAAUAAUUUUUGUUUAACAAUUUAGGCUUGAAUAGAUAGAUUGGCCUUGAAUUUCUCUGGACAUGUUUCAUAUUUCAAAAGAAUCUACCUCAUGCACAGGGUCUCUCAUGUUUAAUGUGUUACAAAAGACACAUUUUUACGCCAAAAUCAGAGGCAACUGAAUGUACAGUACUUAAGAAAUAAAAGGAAGGUGAAUUUCAUGUCAUACACCUUGUGCACACUCGUGAAAAGCACUGGAAAAAGAAAAGCGGCAUUGAUAUGUUGUAAACUGAUGUGUUUGUGCCUCAAUAGUUUAGUCACAUUUGGUGAUUAAGUCACCCCACUUUAUCCCAUUAAAUACAAGAAGUUGUAGAGUAGAAAUGUACAAAAUGAUGUUAAAACAGUGCUAUCAAAACCUAGUUAUCCACUGCAGAGAGUGGCAAGUUUGGCUCAACUGUAUAAAUUCCUGCCCGAUUCAUUUCAUGGUUUUAAUUGUUACAAAUAAAUAAAUGAGGGAAACUGA
Molecule: messenger RNA, 2851 nt
Organism: Sphaeramia orbicularis (orbiculate cardinalfish)
Lineage: Eukaryota; Metazoa; Chordata; Actinopteri; Kurtiformes; Apogonidae
Gene: alpl
Product: alkaline phosphatase, biomineralization associated
Biological process (GO): dephosphorylation
Cellular component (GO): plasma membrane
Molecular function (GO): alkaline phosphatase activity
Source: RefSeq, a predicted model, not a curated record